CGCCCGACUCCCGCCUUUGAACACAACCUACCACUACCCACCACACUCGCUCUUCUUUUGUUCCUCUACAUCCUCUCCCUCCCCCCCCACCUCCUUCUCCUCCCUCCUUCCUCCCUUUCCUUCUUAAUGAGUUCUACCAGCUCGCGCUUCAAAGGAUUUGGCUUCGGAUCAAAGCGCAAAUCGGCCGCAGGUCCAGGCAUCCCACCACCAACCCAGCCGCCUCAGCAACCCCUCCCACCCCAACAGCAACAGCAACAGCAGCUGCCACCCCAACUCGCCGGCCAACCCGUCCGCCCGGGACCCCUCUCCCAAUCCAGCUCCUCCAGCAGCCUCGCCAUGAACCAGCACCCAGGCGCCGGUCCUCGCCCACCGAGCUACACGGGUUAUCCGCCAGGCGUCGCGCAAGGCCGAGCAGGGAGCCCGAAUAUGGUGCCAGGGAACCCGCGCACGCCUCCGUCGCAGGUCCUCGGUGGUCCGCCGCCUAUCAAUACCGCGCCGGGCGGUUAUCCCCAGCAGCAUCAGCAGCAGCAGAUGGGGGCCCCGUCGCAGCAGCUCCCUGGUGGGCCGCCGCAGUAUGGUGGACAGCAGCAGCCGUAUGCCCCGCAGCAGGGUGGUAUGGUGCCUCAGCCGUAUACGAGAAAUAAUGCGGUGGAGGUGGAAGGUGCGGGGAGAAGCAAGUCGCAGCUGAUUGUUGGUAUUGAUUUUGGUACUACUUUCUCCGGCGUGGCUUUUGCCUUCAUCUCGAAUGAUAAUGCCGAGGCGAAGGAGGAUAUUAUUACGGAGUGGCCUGGUGCGGGUAUCUACACGAAGCAGAAGAUCCCCACCGUCCUCUACUACGACCAGUACCAAAAGGUCGUCGGCUGGGGCCCUGACAUCGCCGACGCCCUGGCCCCAACCGGCUACCCCAAGCCCGGCGUCCAAAAGGUCGAGUGGUUCAAGCUUCAACUCAUGCUCUCCGGAAACACAUACAUCGACCCCAUCAACCUCCCCCCGCUUCCCCCCGGAAAGUCCGAGAUCGACGUCGCGGCCGACUACCUCUUCAAGCUGCGCCAGGCCAUGCGCAACCAGCUCCAGAAGUCCCUCGGCGAGGUCUUCAACCGCGAGGAGCGCAACAUCAAGUACUUCCUCACCGUCCCCGCCAUCUGGAACGACGCCGGCAAGGCCGCUACCCGCGCCGCUGCCAUCCAGGCCGGGUUCCUGCGCGACGAGAACGAUAACCGCCUCACCCUGAUCACCGAGCCCGAAGCCGCCGCGAUGUUCUGCGCCAAAGCGGGUCUGCUAAACCUUAAAGUCCACGACGCGAUCCUGAUCGUCGACUGCGGCGGCGGAACCGUAGAUCUGAUCGCCUACGAGGUCGAAGAGGAGACCCCCUUCACGGUGGCCGAGUGCACCGCCGGCUCGGGAGACAGCUGCGGCUCCACGGCCCUCAAUAGGAAUUUCAGCAACAUCCUCCGCACCAAGAUCCGCAAGAUGAAACUCCCUGAGGGAUCCAGAACCGCGGGACGCGUGUACGCGAAGUGUAUCAUGGACUUUGAGAAUCGCAUCAAGGCGGAUUUCAGGAAUAAUAACCAGAAGUGGGCCGUUGAUGUUGGGAUCGAGGCUGAGUUCCCUGAGGCGGGGAUUGAGGAGGGGUAUAUGACGUUCACCAACGAGGAGAUCUUGCAGUGUUUCGAGCCGGUCGUCAACCGUAUCCUCGAGCUCGUGAGGAACCAGAUCAUUGCGAUCCAGGCGCAGAAUCGCACCUUACAGAAUGUCCUCGUCGUCGGUGGCUUUGGAGCGAGCGAAUACCUCUUCCAGCAGAUCAAACUCCACGUCCCCCCGCAAUUCCAAGCCAAGGUCGUAAGACCCAUGGACUCCGUCGCCGCCAUCGUCAAGGGCGCCGUCACAGCCGGUAUCUCCGAGCGCGUCGUCACAUCGCGCGUAGCGCGCCGUCACUACCUUAUGGCUACUCUGCAACCGUUCAAGGAGGGCCAUCAUCCGGAGGCGUACAGGGUGCCUAGCUUGGAUGGGAAGGAUAGGUGUAAAUUCACGCGCCAGAUCUUUGUGCAGAAGGGGCAGAGGGUGAAGAUUGGGGAGCCGGUGAAGGUGUCGUUCUUUAGGCAGGUGGCGCCGGGGGCGACGCUGAUGUAUGAGGAUAUUUUGUAUGCGUGUGAUGAUGAGAUUUGUCCGGAGUAUACGAAGGAUCCUAGAGUCAAAGAAGUCGUAACUCUAACCUCAGACCUCUCCCGCAAAAACCUCGAAAAGGACUUUGAGCGCAUGGACACGCCGCAGGGGACAUUCUACCGCGUGUACUUCGACAUCUACCUCACCCUCGACGGCUCGGAAUUCAAUGCUGAGCUAGUGUGUCAGGGUGAGGUGAUGGGGAGGUGUACGUCGAGGUUCCGUUAAGACUGCUUGGGUGCAAUGAUGGGGUGGCUGUGGUGUGCGGGGAUUGUGGGUGUGUGCGUGGUUGUGGUGCGCGGGUGGAUGGAGGUGGAAGAGAGGAAGAGAGGACGAGGGGAAGAGGAGAAGAGAUACCAGGAGGUAGUUGAGAGACAAAAGUAGGGGGGUGCCAAAUCUAUGGGGUGGGUUGCUAUGGAUAGGGGGUAUAAAUGGAAAAAGAGAUUUUUUACGACCAUACGUUUUUUCUAGUUGGGAUCGAUCGAGGAACUAGCAGAGCAAAGCAACGAGCUGAGCUGGGCUGGGCUGGGCUGAACAGAUGAAAGGUAGCCUUGAGGAUGCCACACACAUACAUCCAGAACCGACCCAACUGUUUGCAGUAGAAUGAUGUGUGUCUUGAGUACUGCUGUGAAAAACGGUAAAUCAGAUGAGAUUGUGUGGAUAUAUCAUACCUAUCCUACUCUUCACACCCAUUCUUUUCUUAGACACAAACACAUCGGAAACAUCGCAGUGAUGUUCGACAUAGGCGUAGCUAGAUGGUGGUGUGCUGGGGGCCGGGGGGGGGUUAUGGGUUGUGAGUGGAUCGGGGAUGGUGGUGUUGUUGUCGCCGUGUAAGCUGUCACCGCUGAGUGGUGUUCUCACCGAGUGUUCUCACCGCCCACUCGAUCUCAUCACCACCACCCACCACCCCCUCACACGCCCCAUCACAAGCAGACUUCCCCCUCCUCUCCUCUCUUCUCUGAUCCGAUUCGCCUUAGAGGGUCGUCUCGGGCCAGGUCGAUUACAGUGACCUUUGGGAGUUUGCGAAGACCAUUGGCUUGAUGAGUGGGUUGAUGUGUUUGUUGGGG
Pseudogymnoascus verrucosus is the source of this 3227-nucleotide messenger RNA. RefSeq lists its product as uncharacterized. The record is from RefSeq and is a predicted model, not a curated record. NCBI's taxonomy places the organism in Eukaryota, Fungi, Ascomycota, Leotiomycetes, Thelebolales, Thelebolaceae. The transcript is spliced from 4 exons. Bases 127 to 2388 code for a protein of 753 amino acids. Gene Ontology annotation, molecular function: ATP binding; ATP-dependent protein folding chaperone.